AUGGAGUCAUUUUUUACUCUCUUGCAUGUGUUAAUGGCCAUCAUAAAUUUUUCCAGAGCUAAUGAGACUACUUGUAGCCUGUAUGGAGAACCUGCAUACCCACAUCUGUGGAAAGAUGGUGACAUCAUAGUUGGAGCUAUUUUUCCAUUUUAUAGUAACUGGGAGAUCACUGACUUGUCCUAUUCAGUCAUGCCACCUCCAGUGAAGUGCACAAGCAUGGAAUUCAAAGGCUUCCAUUAUUCACAGGCCCUAAUAUUUGCAAUAGAGGAGAUCAACAAUAGUUCUUCAUUACUGCCUGGAGUCUUGUUGGGCUACAAGAUCUAUGACACCUGUGGUUCCACAUCUUUGGGUGUUAAAGCAGCAAUGACACUUGUGAAUGGAAAUGAGAACUCAAUCUCAGAUGUGAUCUGCAAAAAGCCAGCUCAGGUGCAGGCAAUAAUAGGAGAGACGUAUUCAUCAGUGUCCAUGGCUAUAGCAAAAAGUAUUGGACCUUUCCACAUGCCAUUAAUCAGUUACUACUCCACUUGUGAAUGCCUCAGUGACAAAAGGAAGUUUCCGUCAUUUCUGCGCACUAUUCCCAGUGAUUACCACCAGAGCAGAGCACUUGCAGAAAUGGUCAAGUACUUUGGUUGGACAUGGGUAGGAGCAAUAAGAAGAGAUGAUGACUAUGGCAAUAAUGGGAUGGCAACUUUCUCUAAUGUAGCAGAACAGCUGGGGGUCUGCUUAGAAUAUUCCCUUCCAUUUUUUCCAACUUAUUCACAAGAAAAAGUGCUGAAAAUAAUUGAGCAAAUUAAAAUGUCCACUUCUCGUGUGAUAGUUGCAUUUUUCACUCAAUGGGACUUCGAUGUUUUGCUGCCCAUGCUUUCUGAACACAAUAUCACCGGAUAUCAAUGGGUGGGAACUGAGGGCUGGAUCUCUGAUCCAGUAGUGGCCAAAUUAGAUAAGCACAAUAUACUACAAGGAGCUAUAGGGCUAGCCAUUCCCAAAACAAAAGUCACAGGUCUGAAAGAUUUUAUUCUUGAUAUAAAACCACUGAAAUCAGUAGGCAGUGCCAUUUUUACAAAAUUUUGGGAGGCUUUGUUUAAGUGCAAAUUUACAGCACAGAAUGAUUCAGAGGACUCACCUAUAUGCACAGGUGAAGAGAAUAUCUCUGAGAUAGAAAACACCUUUACUGAUAUGUCUUUUAUGCCAAUUUUCAAUAAUAUCUAUAAAGCAGUAUAUGCCAUAGCCUAUACUCUACACAGUCUUCUUGGCUGCCAACACACAUGUCUUACAAAGAAGCAGCCAGAUCUGAUCACAUUUCUAGGACACCUUAAAAAGGUGCGUUUCAAGACCAAAGAAGGUGAAGAAGUUUAUUUUGAUGAAAAUGGUGAUCCUCCAGCAAAAUAUGAAAUAAUAAACAGGCAAACAAGUAAAGAUCAGUAUAAAUUUGUCACUGUUGGACUUUAUGACUCCUCUCUUCCUAUUCAUGAUCGAUUAGCAGUAAACAUGGCCUCCAUUGUGUGGGCAAAAGAUACGAAUCAAGUACCAAAAUCUGUAUGUAGUGAGAGUUGCCCCCCUGGUACAAGGAAAGCUGUGCAGAAAGGAAAGCCUAUCUGCUGUUUUGACUGCAUACCAUGUGCUGCUGGAGAGAUAAGUAAUAUGACAGAUUCCAUUGAAUGUGACCAAUGCCAGCAAGAUUACUGGUCAAAUCCAGACAAGAAUAAAUGUGUAAAGAAGGAAGUUGAAUAUUUGUCCUAUGAGGAAACUAUGGGAAUAUUGCUAACAGUGGUUUCUAUUGUUGGUGCAUUUAUAGCAAUGGUAAUAGCAAUCAUAUUCUUUAAAUAUAAAAACACACCAAUAGUCAAAGCCAACAACUCUGAACUGAGUUUCCUGCUGCUCUUUUCUCUGACUCUGUGUUUCCUCUGUUCACUUACUUUCAUUGGCCGGCCCUCUGAGUGGUCCUGUAUGCUGCGCCACACAGCAUUUGGGAUUACCUUUGUCCUUUGCAUCUCUUGUGUACUGGGGAAAACAAUAGUGGUGUUACUGGCCUUCAGGGCUACACUUCCAGGCAGUAAUGUCAUGAAAUGGUUUGGGCCUCCACAACAGAGACUCAGUGUACUUGCCCUCACUCUCAUACAGGUCCUUAUUUGUGUGCUUUGGUUGACAAUAUCCCCUCCUUUCCCCUUCAAAAAUCUAAUGCACUACAAGGAAAAGAUCAUUCUUGAAUGCAAUUUGGGCUCAACCAUAGGUUUCUGGGCUGUGCUGGGUUACAUAGGACUUUUAGCACUUUUAUGUUUUAUUUUAGCUUUUCUAGCUAGGAAGCUUCCAGAUAAUUUUAAUGAAGCUAAAUUCAUCACAUUUAGCAUACUAAUGUUCUGUGCUGUUUGGAUUGCUUUUAUUCCAGCUUAUGUCAGCUCUCCUGGAAAAUUCACUGUAGCUGUAGAGAUAUUUGCUAUUUUAGCAUCAAGCUUUGGUUUACUGUUUUGUAUCUUUCUUCCAAAGUGUUACAUAAUCAUCCUGAAGCCAGAGAAAAACACUAAAAAGCAAAUUAUGGGAAAAGUGCCAGUGCACUGA
Molecule: messenger RNA, 2556 nt
Organism: Ictalurus furcatus (blue catfish)
Lineage: Eukaryota; Metazoa; Chordata; Actinopteri; Siluriformes; Ictaluridae
Product: extracellular calcium-sensing receptor-like
Exons: 6
Coding region: 1-2556 (851 amino acids)
Biological process (GO): G protein-coupled receptor signaling pathway
Cellular component (GO): membrane
Molecular function (GO): G protein-coupled receptor activity
Source: RefSeq, a predicted model, not a curated record